AAUGGAUAAUGAGAGAGGCUCAAAUUUCACGUCUCUCUCUCUUAACCUGCUUCCAUUUUGUUUUGUUUUGUUGAAGAAACUUCAACUGCAUGGGAUCAUACGGUCAACUGUAACUACCCGCUCAUACAUUACUCGCUUCUCACAUCUUUCUUGCCCAUCAUCAUAUUCUUGUUUUUCUUAUUACUUUCAUCCACCCUGCAACCUAUCCAUAUUGAUCAGUAAUGAUGGAGAUAGAAGCAAACAAAGCCGCAGGAGGAAAUGGAAUGCUGGGAGCGGCGUUGAGUCCUCUGAGCGAGACCAUCUGGAGAGACAAAACCAACAGAGAAGUGGUCGGCGAUGUCUCUGCAAGGCUCACGUGGAAGGAUCUGACUGUGAUGGUCACCCUCAGCAACGGGGAGACGCAGAAUGUUCUGGAGGGACUCACAGGCUACGCUGAACCAGGAUGCCUUACUGCUCUCAUGGGUCCUUCUGGCUCUGGCAAAUCCACUCUCCUCGACGCUCUCUCCGGUCGCCUUGCUGCCAACGCUUUCCUUUCUGGAUCCAUUCUUCUUAAUGGUCGCAAAACCAAGCUCUCUUUUGGAACUGCUGCCUACGUGACCCAAGAUGACAACUUGAUUGGUACUCUUACGGUGAGGGAAACGAUCUCCUAUUCUGCUCGGUUGCGUCUCCCUGAUAAGAUGCUCCGGUCAGAGAAACGAGCCCUGGUUGAGAGUACCAUUAUAGAGAUGGGCCUGCAGGAUUGCGCAGAUACAGUUAUUGGAAAUUGGCACUUGCGAGGGAUCAGUGGAGGUGAGAAGAGAAGGGUGAGCAUUGCUCUUGAAAUUCUUAUGAGGCCUAGAUUGCUCUUUCUGGAUGAACCCACGAGUGGACUCGACAGUGCUUCCGCUUUCUUUGUAACUCAGACGCUACGUGGUCUAUCUAGAGAUGGAAGGACUGUCAUAGCUUCAAUUCACCAGCCUAGCAGUGAAGUUUUUGAGCUUUUUGACAGAUUGUACUUACUUUCAGGAGGCAAAACUGUAUAUUUUGGCCAGGCUUCAGAGGCAUACGAGUUCUUUGCCCAAGCUGGCUUUCCCUGUCCUGCUUUGAGGAACCCGUCUGACCAUUUCCUAAGAUGCAUCAAUUCUGACUUUGACAAAGUAAAGGCUACUCUCAAGGGCUCCAUGAAACUGCGGUUCGAAUCAAGUGAGGAUCCUUUGGAUAAGAUAACAACAGCUGAGGCUAUACGAACUCUAGUUGAUAACUACCGAACUUCUCAGUACAGUUAUGCUGCAAGAGAAAGAGUUGAGGAGAUAUCCAAAGUUAAAGGAACGGUGCUGGAUUCAGGAGGAAGUGAGGCUAGUUUCUUAAUGCAGUCCUUUACUUUAACCAAACGUUCCUUCAUCAAUAUGUCAAGGGACUUCGGAUAUUACUGGCUUAGGCUUGUGAUAUAUAUUGUUGUCACCGUCUGUAUUGGAACUAUCUACUUUAAUGUUGGAACGGGUUACAACUCAAUCCUGGCUAGAGGUUCAUGUGCCUCCUUUGUAUUUGGAUUUGUGACUUUCAUGUCAAUUGGCGGGUUCCCUUCAUUUGUGGAAGAUAUGAAGGUUUUCCAAAGAGAGAGACUGAAUGGGCACUAUGGUGUGACUGCUUUCGUGAUCAGCAAUACCAUCUCUGCAAUGCCAUUCCUGAUCAUGAUCACUUUCAUCUCCGGAACUAUUUGCUACUUCAUGGUCCGCCUUCACCCAGGGUUCGAACAUUAUUUAUUUUUCGUAUUGUGCCUCUAUGCAAGUGUCACUGUUGUUGAGAGCUUGAUGAUGGCCAUAGCCAGCAUCGUCCCCAACUUCCUCAUGGGUAUCAUCAUUGGUGCUGGAAUUCAGGGCAUAUUCAUGCUAGUGUCCGGAUACUUUAGGCUUCCGAAUGACAUACCGAAACCUGUUUGGCGUUAUCCGAUGUCCUAUAUCAGUUUCCACUUCUGGGCUCUACAGGGGCAAUAUCAGAAUGAUCUGAGAGGAUUGUGGUUUGACAACCAGAGACCGGAUCUUCCGAAGAUUGACGGUGAGUACAUCCUGGAGUACAUAUUCCAGAUUGAUGUGAAGCGGUCAAAAUGGGUGAAUCUAAGCGUGAUCUUCAGUAUGAUUGUGGUGUACCGCAUCAUCUUUUUUAUCAUGAUAAAGAUAAGCGAGGAUGUGACCCCUUGGAUCAGAGGUUAUGUAGCUAGGAGGAGAAUGCAGCAGAAGAAUGGAACUCAAAAUACUACUGUAGCUCCUGAUGCUCUCACGCAGUCCCCUUCUCUGAGGGCUUAUGUCGCAAAUCGCUCUGCUCCAACUCUUCAAAGAUAAAUGCCAAUCGUGUAUCUUCUUCUAACCACCUAUUGCUAGCCUAUACACGUUACAAGCCCUUUAUUUAUAUUUAUAUUUAUAUUUAUAUUUAUAUGUAGCUCAAUCUCUACUUAUAGGUGUGUACAAUUGAACAAAACCAACUGGAUAGUUUUCGUUUGGAUUUCUAUGCGUCUCCCUCCCUAAUCUUAAAUUACUCCUACUGAAAUCAAUAAACUUUGAUUCUCAUACA
This is a messenger RNA of Mercurialis annua (annual mercury), 2547 nucleotides long. RefSeq names its product ABC transporter G family member 11. The record is from RefSeq and is a predicted model, not a curated record. Gene Ontology annotation, molecular function: ATP binding; ATP hydrolysis activity; ABC-type transporter activity. Gene Ontology annotation, cellular component: membrane. The transcript is spliced from 9 exons. NCBI's taxonomy places the organism in Eukaryota, Viridiplantae, Streptophyta, Magnoliopsida, Malpighiales, Euphorbiaceae. Bases 222 to 2318 code for a protein of 698 amino acids.